This is a messenger RNA of Mesorhabditis spiculigera, 519 nucleotides long. NCBI's taxonomy places the organism in Eukaryota, Metazoa, Nematoda, Chromadorea, Rhabditida, Rhabditidae. The record is from the annotation of a GenBank genome assembly.
AUGCCUUCAUUCUUGCCAGAUAACCUCUUGGCGCUCUUCGUGGCCCGGCCACCUUUUCCGUAUUUGCCACCGCCCGAUGACCUUCUAGUAGAUCGAAAUGAGAAGCGACCGAAAAUGCAAGGAAUGGCGCAGUACGUCCAUCUUUUUGAGGACCCCGCCGACACCCCACCGAAGCCGAUCGUCGAAACCCAAGCCGAGAAGCGGGCCCGGAUUCGCAAGCAAAAGCAAGAGUUGAUGUCCUUCAAGCUCGAGCAGGGCAUUGCGCUGUGGACGCCGGCGGAGAACGACCGCGCCACUAAUGACCCCUACAAAACGCUCUUCGUCUCGCGAAUAAACUAUGAAACGUCCGAAUCAAAGCUGAAGCGCGAGUUCGAACAAUUUGGCCGCAUCGAGCGCCUCAACAUGGUCUACGACAAGAACGGCAAACCGCGGGGCUACGCCUUUAUCGAGUACCGAAACAAAGAGGACAUGCACGUGGGCGGCCAUCCGUUUUCCACUCUCUUUGGCCACAUUUGUGCA